Molecule: messenger RNA, 507 nt
Organism: Morus notabilis
Lineage: Eukaryota; Viridiplantae; Streptophyta; Magnoliopsida; Rosales; Moraceae
Exons: 2
Coding region: 1-507 (168 amino acids)
Source: RefSeq, a predicted model, not a curated record
AUGUUCAAUGAGCAGUACUUCCCUCAGAGUUAUAGGGAGGAAAAAGCGCUGAAAUUCAUGUCUCUGCUGCAAGGUGACAUGUCUGUAAGGGAAUAUGAGGCCAAGUUUAAUGACCUAUCUCGGUUUGCGCCAUCACUAGUGAAGUCUGAACCCAUGAGGUGUCUUAAGUUUGAGAACGGUCUCAAGAAUUCUGUGAUGAGGUCAUUGGUGGCCUUAAGGAUUCGAAACUUUCGGGAUUUGGUAGCUACUGCUACGAGGGUGGAACAGGAUAACUUGGCCUAUCACCAAAGCAAAGAGGUAACUGGUCGAGUUUCUGUCUCUGGUAGACCUUCCGUUUCGGGUGGACCACAGCGGAGUGGUAGGAGAAACCGCAACCAGGGACAAACGGCUGGGGAAAUGACAAGUGGUGGCAGUAGUUCGUCCGGAAGUGACAGAAAUGCUCCAUACGGGCCUAGGUGUCACCAUUGUGGGCAGGUUCAUCUCGAAAGUACGCAAAGAGCCCAUUAA